Messenger RNA from Morone saxatilis (striped sea-bass), 6432 nucleotides. It is a transcript of the gene slka, whose product is annotated as STE20-like kinase a. NCBI's taxonomy places the organism in Eukaryota, Metazoa, Chordata, Actinopteri, Moronidae. Gene Ontology annotation, molecular function: ATP binding; protein serine/threonine kinase activity. The record is from RefSeq and is a predicted model, not a curated record. Bases 485 to 4093 code for a protein of 1202 amino acids. Gene Ontology annotation, biological process: protein phosphorylation. The transcript is spliced from 19 exons.
UUGACGCUAGUCCGCUAACUUCUGUGUGGUCAGCCAACCGAAGCAUGGGGUCCUUUGACUCCUCGUUUUUCACCCGCUAACGCUAUCUAAAUGAUGAAAAAUGCAGUAUCGAGUGUGAUGACAUGAUCGACAUUUUGCUGUUUGAUUUUUUUGUUAAAAAACGGUACAACCAGCCUGUGCGUAAACGGCGAACUCUUCUCCGUAUCCCUCACCUCCCCGAAACAGCGUCCUGUGAGCUGCUAGCUGUGAUGUGAUUAUGAAUAACUACCGUCGAGGGAAGUUAUAAUUGCCAUUAUCACAGCUGAAUGGAUAAAAAAGCGGCUCGUCUGCCUUCAUUUACCGGCCGCAUGCUGUUAUUUUCGCUAGCCUUUUGAGCUCCGCGUCGGGAGGAACCGCUAUAUAUUUUUCUUGGCGGAAAUAACAGAAGACAGACCGCAUACAACGGCACUGUAGUUCACGUCCGACAAUAAUAAUAAAAAAAAAGAUGUCUUUCUUCAAUUUUCGGAAGAUCUUCAAGUUGGGGCCUGAUAAGAAGAAGAAGCAGUAUGAACAUGUACACAGAGACGUUAACCCGGAGGAGAUCUGGGACAUCAUUGGGGAACUGGGAGAUGGGGCGUUCGGGAAAGUGUUUAAGGCUCAGAACAAGCAGAAUGGGACCCUGGCUGCAGCCAAGGUUAUCGACACAAAGACGGAGGAUGAAUUGGAGGAUUACAUGGUCGAGAUCGACAUUCUGGCCUCCUGCGACCACCAUCAUAUCGUCAAACUGCUGGAUGCUUUCUAUUUCGAAGGCAAACUUUGGAUUCUGAUUGAGUUCUGUGCGGGUGGUGCGGUGGAUGCCAUCAUGCUGGAACUGGAGCGGCCCCUGACAGAGCCACAGAUCCGUGUGGUGUGUAGGCAAACCCUGGAGGCCCUGUGUUACCUCCAUGAAAACAAGGUCAUCCACAGAGACUUGAAAGCCGGAAACAUUCUCCUCUCCUUGGAUGGAGAAGUGAAACUGGCUGAUUUUGGGGUGUCUGCUAAAAAUACCAAGACGUUACAGAGAAGAGAUUCUUUCAUCGGCACUCCGUAUUGGAUGGCCCCAGAGGUGGUAAUGUGCGAAACUUCCAAGGACCGUCCGUACGACUACAAGGCCGACAUCUGGUCCCUCGGGGUAACCCUGAUAGAGCUGGCGCAGAUUGAGCCACCUAACCACGAGAUGAAUCCCAUGAGAGUGCUGCUGAAAAUAGCCAAGUCCGAGCCGCCCACACUCAUGCAUCCCUCUCGCUGGUCGCCAGAAUUCAACGACUUUCUGCGGAAAGCCCUUGAUAAGAAUGUGGACAAUAGGUGGAGUCCAGUACAGCUGCUACAGCAUCCUUUUGUCACCAGUGUGACUGAUAGCAGACCUCUCAGAGAGCUCAUCGCAGAGGCCAAAGCUGAAGUCACAGAGGAGAUUGAGGAUAGCAAAGAGGAGGAGGAGGAGGAAGAGCCUGAUACACCUGUGGCGGCUCCUGGCCACAAGCGUGCCCCUUCAGAUGCCAGCGUGGCCAGCUCAGAGGAUGACAAAGUCCCACCAACUCCCUCCACACUGGAAUCUGUUACAGAAAAGACAGAGGCCGAGCCCGCUGAGGACCGGAUCAGUGAUAAGCUCUCUGAUGAAGGACUUGGAACAAGUGAAGUAGACAAGACAGAGGAGGAAAAAAUCAAUGAGGUGUCUGAUGUCAGUAAUGAAGACCUGGCACCUGGGCUAAUAGAGCCCUCCAAGGACGUGAUCUCACAAGAUCCAGAGCCUAAACCAGAAGAUGGUCAGGCUUUGGAGAUUCCUGUAGUGUCGCAGCCAGAAGAGCCUGUAGAUACAGCGGAUACCCAAGAACUUGUCACAGACGGUCAAGAAACAGAGGAGGAACAGAAGGAGACGCAAGAAGGGAAAAAGAAGGAUGAACCUACCCAAGUAAUAGAAGAAGCAAUAGAGGCAGAGGAGGUGAAAGAAGAAGAAGAAAAACAAGUAAGUACAGAAGAAUCCAAAGAGUCACAAGAGCAACCUGAAGAUGCACCAGAAGAACCAGAAUCCAUACGAGGAGAAGUGGCACAAGUAGAAGAAGAAAACAAAGAACCAGAUGAGGAGAUGCAUCAGUGUGUUACAGAAGAGAGAAUAGAAGACACAGCUAAAGACACAGUUGUAAACAUAGACACAGAGAAUAUAGAAUCAAAUGUAAUAGGCACAAAUAUAAAUGGAGUCACAGACACAAAGUCAAGUGUAGACGAGUCCCUCGCUGAGGUUGUGUUGGAGAAGGAAGCCAUAGAAAGUCAGCCAGAGGAGAAGCCUGAGGAUAAAGUCCCUGAGGAGGCAGAGCAGCCAGAGCAGGACAGUCAUCCCCACAAGGAUGAAGUGGAGGUACAGGCACCAACUGAAUCCACAAAUGGAGUCAGUGAUGAAGCCAAAGACACCUCUGAGGAUUUAGAAGAAGUGGUCCCGUGUAAAGAUGUCCCUGUGAAGGAAGAUGAGGAUAAAGCCACUUGUGCAGAUGAGAGCGUUUCCCAAGAUGCUGUCUCUGUCCCAGAGAGUGAAACAGACUCAGAAAGCAAGAUCGAACAUGGAAGCCCUGCUGUGAUCAAGCCAGAUGUGGAGAAGGACUCUGACUCUGGAAGCAGCUCUGCUGCUGAUAGCAACAGUCUUGACCUCAAUCUGUCCAUCUCCAGCUUCCUGUCCAAGAGCAAAGAAGGGGGCUCUGUGUCCAUGCAGGAGUCAAAACGUCAAAAGAAGACUCUGAAGAAGACGCGUAAGUUCAUGGUGGACGGUGUGGAGGUCAGUGUGACAACGUCAAAGAUAGUGACGGAUAAUGACACAAAGAGCGAGGAGAUGAGGUUCCUAAGGCGGCAGGAGUUGAGAGAGCUGCGCCUCCUCCAGAAAGAGGAGCAAAGGGCCCAGCAGCAGCUGAGCAACAAGCUGCAGCAGCAGAGAGAGCAGAUCUACCGGCGCUUUGAACAGGAAACUACUGCUAAGAAGCGUCAAUACGACCAAGAAGUGGAGAAUCUUGAGAAGAAGCAGAAGCAGACCAUUGAGCGCCUGGAACAGGAUCACACCAGCCGGCUCCGAGACGAAGCCAAACGCAUCAAAGCGGAUCAAGACAAGGAGCUCUCCAAGUUCCAAAACAUGCUGAAGAACCGGAAGAAAGAGGGCGAGUGCGCUGUUUGCUCUCCUCCGCAGGCAGUGGCCCAGGUUAUGAUACAGUCUUUUCAGUUGUCCUCAUGCGCACUCUUCAACGCUCAGAUGCAGGAUGAGCAGGAGUUCCUACAGAAGCAGCAGCAAGAGCUGGAUGGAGCUCUAAAGAAAAUCAUUCAGCAGCAUAAACUGGAGAUCACCACUAUUGAGAAAGACUGCCUCAACCACAAGCAGCAACUGAUGAGAGCUCGAGAGGCAGCCAUGUGGGAGUUGGAGGAGCGCCACCUGCAGGAGAAGCACCAGCAGCUGAAGCAGCAGCUGAAAGACCAGUACUUCCUGCAGAGACACCAGCUGCUGAAGAGACAUGAGAAAGAAAUGGAGCAGAUGCACCGCUACAACCAGCGGUUGAUAGAGGAGAUGAAGAACAAACAGACUCAAGAGAGGGUUCGUCUGCCCAAGAUUCAGCGCAGCGAGGCCAAGACCCGCAUGGCCAUGUUCAAGAAGAGCCUCCGCAUCACCGCCACAGCAUCCGUCACCCCGGAGCAGGAGAGAGAGCGGAUAAAACAGUUUGCUUCUCAGGAAGAAAAGAGGCAGAAGAACGAGAGGCUCCACCAACACCAGAAACACGAGAACCAGAUGAGAGAUCUGCAGCUGCAGUGUGACUCAAACAUCAGGGAGCUGCAGCAGCUACAGAAUGAGAAAUGCCACCUACUGAUUGAACAUGAGACCCAGAAGCUGAAGGAGCUGGAUGAGGAGCACAGCCAAGAGAUAAAGGAGUGGAGAGAGAAGCUGAGACCCAGGAAGAAGGCGUUAGAGGAGGAGUUCACACGGAAGCUCCAGGAGCAGGAGGUCUUCUUCAAGAUGAGCGGCGAAUCCGAAUGCCUUAACCCGACCACCCAGAGUCGAGUCUCCAAAUUCUACCCCAUCCCGAACCUGCACAACUCCGGUUUAUAGCCUCGUGUCUGUCUGUGCUACGAAACGGACUCCUGUCAAACUUAGCUGCACUCACAGACUCUUCUUUGUGGAGCGACAUCAUCCCUCCGUCAGUUACUGAUAAACACGACAAUGUCUUCACUGCUUUGAUUCCACCAUUAGUGAGCAUGACGUGCCUACACACUGUUCCCUCACUCAAUCAAAUGUUCUCCGCUUGUUGGGAAACGUCCAGUGGAUAAUAUGCACUUUUUUGAGCAUGUUCAAAUUUUAAAAGUCUGCAGUUGGUAGCCAAGGCCGAUCAUGCUUAUCACAUUAUUGUAAGCACAGCCUGCUAUGGUAUGAAUGAUCUCCAGUGCCUCAUAUGUUCCUUUUUGUCUGCAUUUAGGCCCCAGCUUGCAGUAAAUACAAAGCCCUCUGAAUGUCCUGCACUUAAAUAAAUAACUGCUUAUCAUUUCCACCCAUAAUCACAAAAACGUGAGAGAUUAUUUUAAUCAAUUUGACAUUAGCUGAUGAGGAACUCUGAAAUCUUACUUGCUGCUUGUAAGGUAGAGCUGGUUUAAAGGAGACGUGCUGAGGAGUCAGCGGACUCAAAAGAAUAAGUCUGUAGUUGUAAGACUUUGUUAUGUCUGUGUGGUCUUACGUGCGCAGUGUCUAAUGUCGUCACAGGAGUCAAACAGUGGCGCGUCGGGCUGCGAGUUCAAAUUAAAAGGAAUGUACUGUGUUGUAAAUGAUGAGUGAAAUGUUACCUGUGUGCACCUACAUAUGAAGUUUAAUCAGAUACUGUGCUUACCAUGAGGAGUUUACAGUCUCGAGAUCAAAAAUAUAUCCGUUGCUUUAGCACAUAAUUUAAUUUCAGUGCUGUACAUUCCCCAGUUUAGUUGAACACAGAGGUGACCUGUUACUUCCUGGAGAAUUAUGAAGUACUUUUUUUAUAUUUAGAUAAUGAAUCACUUUAACUUCUGGGAGUUAGUUUGAGCAGUGUUCUCACAAACAAAUGCUUUGUUGUGAAGUAUGAAUACUAAAGGAAUGUAAAGCUGUUGAUUUGCACUGUUUUGCCACUUGAGCUAAAGAAAAAAAAUAUGCAGUAGUAAUCUGUCAGUGUUUUUGACAGUGAGUCACCUUUGUCUCACCCACGCCUAUUCAAACUCCAAACUGACUGAAUCUGUUUGUUUUAUCUCAUUAUUUUACCCUUUUUUUUUUCUUUUUUUUUUCAAAUAUGCCCUUAGUAUUUUAUGACCACAUCUAGUUUUGUAAACAUGUAUUCCUGAUAUAUUGACGCUGUAAUUGCUCUUUUUGGUGAGCUUCCGCUCUUGUUGAGACCAGUGUUGUAUGAAAGGUAAAAUGCUGUAUCUGUAACCGUAUGAAUUUCAACGUGUCAGAAAAAUGUCCUUCGCUGUAUUUUAUGAGCAAAGUAUUGAUGGUUCACAAGAAGAAGACCUACUUCAACAUAACCUGAUUCGUUUAUUUUGCCGCUGCAUAUCAUUGAUGCAUGUUAUCAUGUCUGUAUGCUGACAUUAACAUUGACUAGUGUUUUGUCAUGAAUGCUGGAUUUUGAUUGGGGGUUAUUGGAGACUGUCUUGUGAAUUACACCAUACGGCCCAUAGAUUUCAAAUAUUUUUUUAUUUCGUUAAGUUACAGCAUUUUGAUGUGUCGAUAAGUUGUCAUUCUACCACAAUGAAUAUUCUUAGCAUAUGCAUUUUUGAUGUCAGAUCAAAUAUAUUUAAAGUGUCUUUAUAAAUGGACAUUUUUUUUGUUGUAAAUAAAAUAUUGACUGUUUAUUUGAACACCUCAAGUGAAAUAGUUUUCAAUUUAGUCAUACAAAUAUCAAGACUCACAAGUCCAAAAAUAGAUUUAUUUGUGUGUCUUUCAAAUAUAUUGAUCAAAUGUCAAUAAGUUCAAUCAUGUAAAGACAUAACCUGGGAACAUUUUAUAAUUUAAUCUUUCCAACACUUAAAGGUAUAAAGAAAAUAUAUCAAUUCUUAUACAAAAAUAUACAAUCCAAUCAGUCAUUUGUUAGUGAUUAUCUGAGUCCCUGUCUUUCAACCAUUAUUUUACCAACAAACCUUUCAAGUAAAUCACCAGUCCUGACUGCAACAACAUUUACUGUGAACCCUCGCCCCCCUCUGACCGGGACUGUGUCAGGUUCAGAUAACGAUGCAUUGCUUUAUAAAAUGUAAAUUGUUCUGUAAUUUGUGUGGGGUGAAUGGAUAACUGCCAGUCUUUAAGGGCUGGAGUUUGGCUUGAUUUACGUGGAUAAUCUGACAAUAUUGUAGCCUUUUAAGAAACAUAAAUGACACAUUUAACACUCCUAUAGUCCUCAAUACAGUAUAAUCCUCAAAAGACAAUGAAUACAAAAAAAA